AACAUUCAGAACGGUUGGACCAACUUCCGUACCAAGUAACCCAGACAGACCAAUAUGGCGGCGUUCAGAGCAGGGAUUGUUUGUGUUGGUUUGAGACACUGCGCUUUGAAUUUGAUGAAAGUCAGCCUUUCCUUGAUACCCCGACGAGUUGUCAAAUUGCCUGUUGCAAUAAGGAAGAACUGGUUCUCCCUAACUGCUGCUACUGGCGGUCUGUGCGCGGUUCCAUUUGCCGUGAGACAAGAAGGCCUGUCUCACGAGUCGCUAAUCCGUCGGGCCUCGUCACUGGUCACAGACAGCACAAAUACCUUCCUCUCUCAGACCACCCUAGCCCUGGUGGAUUCCUUGACACAGUAUAUCAAGGCCAUAAAUACAAUUGUGACCCUACAUAGAAACUAUGUGUCAUCAGCCAGCAGACUGACUCCAGCAGAAGAGGAGGCAGUCUGGCAAGUGAUUAUUCGCCAACGACAGGAGAUAAAGGACCUAUUUGAGGACUGUAAGAAGUUUGAGUCAAACUGGAUGAUGGCCAAAGCUCUGUCAGAGCUGGCAGCUGAAACGGCAUUCAACGCAGGUGCCGACCAGGCAUGUGUGACGGCAAAAAGCAGUCUCCAGGUAGCCAUGGCUCAUGUUGAGCAGACCAGACAGCUUUCUCUGGAAGCGGAGGAGAACUUAAAGGAAUCCAACGCAGACAACAGUGAAAGGGUCACGUUGCCCGCUGCCAUGGAAACUGGAGAGGACGAUGAUAUCCCAGAUGCGUAUCUGCGAGAAGACUAGUGUGUGUUGUUUGUCCCCUUGCCUCUUCUAUAAUCCUUCUCCUUCUGUUAAUUUAAGGAUGGAUAAAGGUCCUGUCUUUCUGGAAGUCUGAUGAAAAAAAAACUAGAAGAAUGACAUUGUGGAGAAGAACUAGAUCUCACAGAGUCAUGGUAAUCAAUGUAGCGCUUGCACUGCAAAAUAAAUGUUUCUGUUUUUGGUUAUGUGAAUUCCAGGUGAUAAGUGCAAUUUAAAAUGGCAGCUUUAAUGCUGUGUUUAUGAGAUUAUUGGGUGAAAGUAAACUUUUUCUCUUUUUUUUUUUUUUUUUUUUUUUUUUU
Hypomesus transpacificus is the source of this 1085-nucleotide messenger RNA. It is a transcript of the gene diablob, whose product is annotated as diablo, IAP-binding mitochondrial protein b. The record is from RefSeq and is a predicted model, not a curated record. The transcript is spliced from 6 exons. Bases 55 to 771 code for a protein of 238 amino acids. Gene Ontology annotation, biological process: intrinsic apoptotic signaling pathway in response to oxidative stress; neuron apoptotic process. NCBI's taxonomy places the organism in Eukaryota, Metazoa, Chordata, Actinopteri, Osmeriformes, Osmeridae. Gene Ontology annotation, cellular component: mitochondrion.